UGUUGGGGAUGGGAUUUGCAUUUGGGAUAUUCCCUCCAAUGACGGUAGUUGUCGUAGUCGUGAGGCUCGUUCGUAGAGAUGCGAGAAUCUAGGUGGUUAUGGCCGUUAACAUUUGCUUAUCAGCGAUAAGAAUACGUGGGUCACAAUCAAAAUCGCGAGAUAGGACCAGCAUUUGUCGUCUUCCAAAUAUAGGGCCUGCAGCGCCAUCGACGUCCCCGCGAAAGAGGGGCAGGUACCGAGAAGAAAAGUAGCGGCAGAUCACAGGGUGCCGUACCUCAUCCAGACUCGUCUCCUCAAUCUCGCCGAGCAACCCCGCGCCGACGCGAGAUGCAGCCGCGGCCUCCAUCAGCAGAUUGCCUCUUUUCCCCAAAAUGACGCCACCCUGCCACAGCUUCCCGGCGCCGCAGCUGCCGCAAAAGGUGCAAGCCGACGUCAAUGGCCGGAAGAGGAAGACAGCCGAUGGGCGCAAUGUCGACCUGAAGGGUUGCGAGCUGCUGGGGCUGAUGCAGUACAGCUGCUCGGUCGACCGCCCGGAAGUGCGGGAUAGCCCGGUACGCUGCUGGCCUGUUCAGAGGUGGUUUCGACGAUGUCAGGACAAGAAUGGCCAAUUUACUGUCGAAACUACCGCUUGGGAAGGCAGCGGCAGCAGCAGCGCCACCAACCCAGCAACCGGAACCGCAUCACAAACGGGCGAAUCACACAUUGAUCACUGGACGCCUAGUUGGCAGAAUGCCGGCAACCCACCACCCAGAAUUGAACCGUGAAAUAAUAUCUUUCUCAUCCCGAAUGCCUCGUCUACUUGGGUGUGUCUGAUAUGACGCUCUCCUCGAUAAAAUGCUCCCCCGACCAAUCAGAUAUAGUGGGGUGUUCGCUACAUCUAGUACUACGGUCGGUUUUGAAUUGGGUUAUAUGGCCUCAGCAGACCUUGGAACCAGUGCGUCCACAAAUGCUGCGGGCCAGUGGAAGGAGUAUUUUGAAGGCGGACGUAGCUUAGUUGCAAGCUACCUCUAUCCUAUCAAUACAACAUCGACCCCUCCCUUUCUCCAGCGUGCUUGCUCGUGCUUCC
Molecule: messenger RNA, 1066 nt
Organism: Phialemonium atrogriseum
Lineage: Eukaryota; Fungi; Ascomycota; Sordariomycetes; Cephalothecales; Cephalothecaceae
Exons: 2
Coding region: 372-764 (130 amino acids)
Cellular component (GO): mitochondrial inner membrane peptidase complex
Source: RefSeq, a predicted model, not a curated record